Molecule: messenger RNA, 2691 nt
Organism: Amblyraja radiata (thorny skate)
Lineage: Eukaryota; Metazoa; Chordata; Chondrichthyes; Rajiformes; Rajidae
Product: sodium- and chloride-dependent GABA transporter ine
Exons: 13
Coding region: 117-1946 (609 amino acids)
Biological process (GO): sodium ion transmembrane transport; nitrogen compound transport; amino acid import across plasma membrane
Cellular component (GO): plasma membrane
Molecular function (GO): amino acid:sodium symporter activity
Source: RefSeq, a predicted model, not a curated record
AUGGGAUUGACACAUCGGGUAAUGAUUGACGGGGAGUUGAUGUAGAAAUGUCCUCACAGGCUUCCGCCUCGCCUCGCCUCGCAUCGACCUGCUUUUAAAGUUAUUUUAGAGUCAGCAUGAAGAAUAACGACGGCUCCGUCCAGAUGAAGACGAGGAAGGCGAAAACUAAAUACGAUUCCACAGGAACAAGUGCUGACAAAGUGAACGGGCUUGUGGAGGUCCCACCCAGAGAGACUUGGUCCCGACAGAUCGAAUUCUUGUUGGCUGGGAUCGGUUACUCCGUGGGAUUGGGCAAUGUGUGGAGGUUCCCCUUCCUGUGCUACAGGAGUGGAGGAGGAGCGUUUCUGAUCCCCUUCUUCGUGAUGCUUGUGGUGCUGGGAAUCCCACUUCUUUACAUGGAAAUCGCAAUCGGACAGUACUUUCGGGUCGGGCCAGUUAAAGCUUUAGCCUUGAUGUGCCCACUCCUCAAAGGUGUUGGUGUGGCCUCAGUGGCCAUUUCCUUCAUAAUGUGCACAUACUACAACCUCAUCAUAUGUUGGGCCCUCUAUUAUCUCAUCAACUCCUUCCAGAACCCUCUGCCUUGGCACAGCUGUAACAACACCUGGAACCAUCCGGAAAGCUGCACAGAUAGUCAUAGUGCCAGCAACAUCACAGACUCCGCCAGUCAGCAGUUCUUUGAUUACCACGUUCUUCAGAAGACAAAUGGUCUGGAAGACCUUGGAGAUAUACGCUGGGAACUUUUUGGUUUCCUUGCCCUUGCCUGGGUCAUUGUUUACUUCUGCAUAUUCAAAGGGGUUCAGUGGACUGGAAAGGUUGUGUACGUCACUGCACUCUUCCCCUAUGUUGUACUGCUGGCCUUGCUGGUGAACAACACACAACUUCCAGGGGCUGUAAAAGGAAUCAACUACUUCGUUAAUCCAGAUUGGGAGAAACUCAAAGAGAUCCAGGUGUGGGUUUAUGCUGCUGUUCAAGUCUUCAACUCCUUGGGCAUUGGCUUCGGCUCAUUGAUUGCCAUGGCGAGUUACAACAAGUCCAACCACAAAAUUCUUAAUAAUACAUUAGCCAUCUCAUUGACGAAUACAGCUACAAGUAUACUUUCUGGAUUUGUCAUCUUCUCUGCUUUUGGAUACAUGUCCCAAGUGAUUAAUGUCCCGAUUGACAAAAUUGCCGUGGAUGGCCCGGGAUUAGUAUUUGUGAUUUACCCUGAAGCCUUUGUUACAAUGCCAGUUUCUCCACUGUGGGCGGUCCUGUUUUUUGUUAUGCUGCUGUUCCUGGGACUAGAUAGUCAGUUUGCCAUGGUUGAGGUGAUGGUGACGAGUCUAAUGGAUGCCCACAAUGAUCAUCUGUUGAAAUAUCUGAAGAGGAAAGAGUUUGUGGUUCUGGCCGUGUGUGUCGCGGCCUUCCUGUUAGGAAUCCCAAACGUGACCCAGGGUGGGAUAUACGUCUUCCAGCUACUGGAUCACUACACCGCACAAGUAUCCAUCGUCUUCCUGGCCUUUUGCGAGGUGAUUGCGGUUUGUUGUUUUUACGGUGUCUCUCGGUUGUCACAGAACAUCACCGAGAUGCAGGGGAAGCCACCGAACAUUUACCUGCGUGUGUCCUGGCAGGUCCUGUCUCCCGUGCUAAUACUCACGCUGUCUGUGUUCGUGGUCCUCAACUUUGAGCCGGUACGUUACGGCAGCUACAAAUACCCGGCGUGGGCUCAGGGCCUGGGUUGGGUCAUCGCCCUGGCUUCACUGGUUUGGAUCCCUGGCGGGGCGUUGCACACACUCCUCACUUUGAAAGGCCCCUUCCUCAAGAGGUUGAGUAAAGCGAUCACUCCAGUGGUUCCCGUCCACGUGUCCAUACCAACAGAAGCUGCUGCCCUGGACACCUCGCCGGCUGUUACUCUGAGGGGGAUGUCGUCACCGCUGCAGGCCGAAAUAUUGCGGAGCACCUUUGUUUAAUGUCGGAGCCAGUUUGGGAGCAACGUCACCCCUUUGGGUUGCCUACGGAUUGAAUGGUGUAGACAUGAGGAGCUGAAUGGCCUCAUUCGGCUCCUAUCUCUUAUGAUCUUAUGAACGUGGGGCCCAGGGGGAUAGGAAAUCAGCGAAGCCUACAGAGAGAAAUGCGAGUUCCCGGUCUUGGGUCACAUCCAACCAGCACGGGCUGUGUACGAGGGAAUGCGCUCACAGGUUUUCAUUCAUUUGUUCUUUAUCAGUCUACAUCACCGUCUAUAACUCUCGUUUCUCCUUCCCCCGACUCUCAGUCUGAAGAAAGAUCUCGACCCAAAACGUCACCUUUCCCUUUUCUCCAGAGAUGCUGCCUGACCUGCUGAGUUACCCCAGCAUUUUGUGUCUAUCUGCAAUUUUAACCAACCCCUGCAGUUCCUUCCCACACAUCUCCUUAUCACGUGCCGGGCUUUGCCUUGCCUCUGACUCACUUUUCCGGCCUUCUCCUCCCUACUCCAUCAGUCUGAAGUAAGGUCCCGGCCCCGAAACGUCAUCUAUCCGUUCCCUCCACAGAUGCUGCCUGACAUGCUCUUUGUUUUUCUUGUCCAGACAUUUUGGCUGUUUUACAGCAAUGUUCACACUAUCCUACAGACACAAGGGACAAUUUACAUUUAUACCCAGCAAAUUAACCUACAAACCUGUACGCCUUCGGAGUGUGGGACAAAAUUGAAGAUCUCAGAGACAGAAAACCCACGCAGGU